CCAUGUAGUCUGCAGAUAGACUUAACUUUAUAAAGUUUUUUUUUUUCUUUAUUUUCCAUUGCGAUUAAAAUAUAUUUGUCAUCAUCAUUAUUAUUUUGCCUGCUGUCAAGUUAUUCUAAAAUUGGGAAGUAAUGAGCGUGGAUGCAUUGGGAAGCCCCGUGAUGGACCCUACGUUUUCCAAACGGAACACGGCGCUGAGAUUAGUUGACUUGGCAGGGGCUCACCACCAUCACCAUCAUCACCACCAUACCCCUCAGAGCGUGACAGGCUUCCCGGGGUUCAGCAGCCAUCCACACUCAAUGGCUCACUCGCACCCUGGGGAGAUUACUGCGGAACCCCGCCUGGGGCCGAGUCCAUUCGGGCCAGAACACAUGGGGCACUCCGCGGCCCUCAAAAUCAGCCCAGCCCAUCAUUAUCCCCACCACCAUCACCACCACCACAAUCAUCAUAUGGCAGGCCACAGUGAAGUGGUCUCCAGUCAAACGGGAGCUUUUGGCCCGGUUCAGGCGACAUCGGUCCCCUAUUCUAUGUCUCACACGGCCCAGGCUUUAUCCGCAGGUAGGGAUUUCCUCAUCCGGAGAGAUCUGACAGCUCAAGCCAUGCCAGUACUGACUGACCAGACUGCUGGUUCAGCCUCUCACCACGGAAUGUUUGUCUCAACAACAGGUAGCUAUCCCGGACACUAUGGUCAUCACCCUGACGCUGGGAACCAUACCCUCUUCUCCGGACUCCAUCACGACCAGCCUACGAACGGAUCACCGGGUGGCCAAGCGUUGAAUGGACAAAUAAGGUUAGGACUACCUGGAGAAAUGUAUGUUAGGUCUGAUCACUUAAGUCAAGUGGCAAGCUCCAGGGCUGAUCCGUUCUCCGCCUCGCCUUUACAUGGCUACGGUGGUCUGAAUCUGAACAUGAAUCUUAGCGCUCACCACCACCACCACCACGGAGCCGGUGCCUUUUUCCGCUACAUGAGGCAGCCGAUAAAGCAAGAGCUUAUUUGCAAGUGGCUGGAGCCGGAGCACUCGCCGAAGAAACUUUGCUCCAAAACUUACAGCACCAUGCACGAACUAGUAACGCAUGUGACGGUAGAGCACGUUGGAGGACCAGAGCAGGCAAACCAUAUAUGUUUUUGGGAAGAGUGUCCGAGGGAAGGCAAACCUUUUAAAGCCAAGUACAAACUUGUAAAUCACAUUCGAGUGCACACCGGGGAGAAACCGUUUCCGUGCCCGUUCCCUGGAUGUGGGAAAGUGUUUGCAAGAUCCGAGAAUCUUAAGAUUCACAAAAGGACGCACACAGGUGAAAAACCCUUCAAAUGUGAGUUUGACGGCUGCGACAGACGCUUCGCCAACAGCAGUGACCGGAAAAAGCACUCCCACGUCCACACCAGUGAUAAGCCCUACAACUGCAAAGUGAGAGGCUGCGAUAAGUCCUACACACACCCCAGCUCCCUGAGGAAACACAUGAAGGUGCACUGCAAGUCCCCCCCGCCCAGUUCAGGCUACGAGUCGUCCACCCCGUCCCUGGUGUCCCCCUCCUCAGACUUGGGCCGGGAGCCAGGGGGCUCUUCGGUGCUGUCAGAGCCCGUGGGAGCCUCUCAGCCCGCGAAUUUAAGUGAAUGGUACGUGUGCCACAGUUCAGGUGCCAGCGGCGUCCAGACACCACCCAGCGGCCCCUCCACGCCCGACCCCUCAGAAGAAGCACCUUACAGACACCCAGAAACCAGGGACGCGUUUUAACCCGAUUGGACUCGAACACGGUGCCAGAGGUGACCCAACACACGCGCAAAAAAGCUCAACUAUGAUCAAAAUGGUUUGGCUUUUGGUGCCUUUAUGCCUGUGAAGGUCCACUGGUCCUGUUUUGGAUGAGCCACCAAACUGACACCCAGAGCCAAGAGACGCAUUUGAACCACAUUGGAAGUAAAAUGUGCAAACCUUAAAGACGUGCUAAUUUCCAGGCACAUUAAAAGAGUAUAUUUUCAAACCUCAGCUAUUCACAAUGGUUGGCUCAGUGCCUACAUGCGCCCUGACGGCCCACUGGUCCACUUGUGGAGACGUGUCGUGUAAAUCCGUUAAACUAUGUGGUACAUUAUAGUAGGCUAGACAUGUGGGUGUAAAAUUAUUUUGUAAAUUCGAGUUUUGACUUCAAUAUGUUUUUAUUUAUUUUUCAAUCUGAUAUUGAGGGAUUUUGUAUUAUCGAACCAAAGUGCAUGUUUCAAUUUGGGCAAAUUGUACAUUUGUAAAUUUUGUAAGUUUCGAUGUGUUGAUGUUGAUAAUUUUGUCCCAGAGCAGUUUCUUACUGAGAACUGCACUUAUUUGUACAAACAUCUUCAGUUUACAGCGUUAUUAUUAUUUUUUUGUUUUUCCAUUUGUGCAGAGGGUCAUACUGUUUCAUAAGCCUGCAGUGUUUGAUAUACGACCGUGAAAUUAUAAAUGUUUUAUCAAAGUGGGCAUUUUGUGAUUUUGUAUCAUUAUCGUCAGUAUUUUUAUUUUUUUAUUUUUUUUCUUUUUGAGUAUCUGGAGUCGAGCGGAAUUCACAAUGCGUACCGAACUGCCU
Sphaeramia orbicularis (orbiculate cardinalfish) is the source of this 2550-nucleotide messenger RNA. RefSeq names its product zic family member 4 (gene zic4). The coding region runs from base 132 to 1733 and encodes 533 amino acids. Gene Ontology annotation, biological process: regulation of transcription by RNA polymerase II. Gene Ontology annotation, cellular component: nucleus. The record is from RefSeq and is a predicted model, not a curated record. NCBI's taxonomy places the organism in Eukaryota, Metazoa, Chordata, Actinopteri, Kurtiformes, Apogonidae. The transcript is spliced from 2 exons. Gene Ontology annotation, molecular function: DNA-binding transcription factor activity, RNA polymerase II-specific; RNA polymerase II cis-regulatory region sequence-specific DNA binding.